AUGUCCAACAGCUGGACCAAUGAACAAACGCUCUUCCUUCUCGAACUUCUCCUCGUUGCUCGCCGAGACGGUCAGCUUGAGAAUUCCUGGCGAGACAUUUUCGAAGACUUUGUCUUCCUGCUGGAAGCGCGCUUUCACGUCAAGAGAGGAUUCGCGGCCGUCCGAUACAAAUACUUUGGCCUGAAAAAGCUCUGGGAAGUCUUUUGCCUCGUGCUAGAACAACCGGGAACGCAGUAUAACGAGGAGACUGGCGAGCUCCGAAUGACUAGCAAGACGACAAGCCUCAUCAGGUCGCAACAUAAAAAGACUUAUGGCAUACUCAAUCCCAAGCCACUGGUGUUCAACGACGUCAUUUCCCUUUCUUCGUGGGCAGAGAUUUUUGCAGCCGACUCUACGUACAGCGGAACGAUGGCGGCAUCGCCGGACCCGGGCAGCCUGAAGCGGAAGCACGCAGCCGAGCAGGACGAGCGAGACACUGAGCAGGACACCGAGCAGGACACCGAGCAGGAAGACACUGUGGACGGUGGCGGUGGUGUGCAGAGGGGAGACCACAGCAUGGCGGUUACGGACGACGAGGUCGACCGAGCCGAGUGGCAACUGGUCCAUCAGCCAGCCGCUGCGUCGGGCCUGCGUCUGAGCACGGCGACGAUGCCAACACCACGCGUUACCCGGUCCAGCGCAGCCGCGUCCGCAACUGGACCGGCACCGGCAACGGCACCGGCACCAGCACCGGCACGUGCACGUGCACCUGCAACUGCGACCGCUUCACUCGGCAGCGUCUGGAGCAAGAGGGCUCUCGAUCGCGCAGGGGCGCGAGUCGGCACGGCCGUUUCCCCUGCGUCAACCAGCAUGGCACCACCACCAAAUGCCGUGCAGCAGCGGCAGUAUGUCGGCGCCUGCGAGGUCGUGGGAGCCAGGGACCUCGCCGCGGCCAUCACGGACUGCCAAACGCUGACCGGCGCACUCGGAAUGGCCGCCGUGAUCCGGGUGAUUGCGUGGCUGAAGAGUCACGAGCUGAAUCCGGUAAUCUGGAACGCGUUGUCGUCAAAGGCGCACAAGACGGCGUGGAUAGACUCGAAUUUCGGCGAAGGCGCCAGCUUUUAG
Molecule: messenger RNA, 1104 nt
Organism: Ustilaginoidea virens
Lineage: Eukaryota; Fungi; Ascomycota; Sordariomycetes; Hypocreales; Clavicipitaceae
Exons: 1
Coding region: 1-1104 (367 amino acids)
Source: RefSeq, a predicted model, not a curated record